GGUGGGUAUCCAAAUGCUUUCAGCCAUUAAAUACUCACCACACCUCGCGCUCGCUGCAGAGGAUGUGGACUCAAACUAAGAGUAUCCCUAUAAAACCAUCAAGAAACAACAUGAGCGAUCACGGGUAGUGUUUCUUCUUCUUUCCAUAGACGGCACAGGGGAAAGCUUUAACACUCAUAUCAAUUUCAUCUGUACGAGUAACACAGUGGCAGAGGUUGCUUAGUCCUUACUUAGGGUUAAGAGAUGGAGGAGGGUUUGUUGGAGAAGGAGAGAGAAGGAGAGGUUUUAAGAUGGGGAGUGAUAGUAGAGGAAGCGAAGAAAGUUGGAUACAUAGCAGGUCCAAUGGUGGCGGUUACUCUGUCACAGUACCUGCUUCAGGUCAUCUCCGUCAUGAUGGUCGGCCAUCUCGGUGAGCUUGAACUCUCCAGCACCGCCAUCGCCACUUCCCUCACCACAGUUACCGGCUUCAGUCUACUCGUAGGAAUGGCAAGUGCACUGGAAACCCUAUGUGGACAAGCUUAUGGAGCACAACAUUAUAGAAAGCUUGGGAUUCAUACUUAUAGCGCCAUUGUCUCUCUCACCCUGGUUUGUCUCCCUCUUUCCCUCAUAUGGGUCUCCUUGGGAAAGCUACUCUCUUUCAUAGGCCAGGACCCCUUAAUCUCAGCUGAAGCUGGCAAAUAUGCAAUGUGGCUCAUUCCUGCUCUACUAGCUUUUGCCACCCUUCAACCACUCAUUAGAUAUUUCCAGGCUCAAAGUAUGAUCCUUCCUAUGCUUUUAAGCUCUUGUGCGACUCUGCUUUUCCACAUCCCCCUUUGUUGGGUCCUAGUAUUUAAGGCAGGACUAAAAAACAUUGGAGCUGCAUUAGCAAUCGGCAUAUCCUAUUGGUUGAACACAAUCUUCCUCAUAAUGUACAUGAAGUACUCUCCCUCUUGUGAGAAAACUCGUGUGCCAUUCUCGAUGGAGGCACUCCAAGGAAUCGGCGAGUUCUUCCGACUUGCUAUCCCAUCUGCUGUGAUGGUUUGUCUUGAAUGGUGGUCUUUUGAGCUGCUUGUAUUGUUGUCUGGCCUUUUACCAAAUCCAGAGCUUGAGACUUCAGUACUUUCUGUGUGCCUCACCACCAUCUCAUUGCUCUAUGCAAUUCCAUAUGGAGUUGGUGCUGCUGCAAGCACGCGAGUUUCAAAUGAAUUAGGAGCUGGGAACCCACAUGCAGCUCGUUUGGCUGUCUGUGUUGUGAUGCUUAUUGCAGUUACAGAGACUUUUAUAGUAAGUUCGACCCUGUUUUCCUGUCGACAUAUUCUUGGUUAUGCUUACAGCAAUGAGAAGGAAGUCGUUAAGUAUGUUAUGGAGAUGGUUCCUCUAAUUAGUGUCUCAGUUAUCAUUGACAGCCUGCAAGGGGUCCUUUCAGGUGUUGCUAGAGGAUGUGGCUGGCAGCAUUUAGGGGCGUAUGUCAACCUUGGGGCUUUCUAUCUUGUUGGGAUUCCUAUAGCUACUGUAUUGGCUUUCCAUUUAAAUUUCAGAGGAAAGGGCUUGUGGAUUGGAAUCAUGGUUGGUUCUUCUUUACAAAUAACUCUGCUAUCGAUUAUCACAGGUUGCACAAAUUGGCAAAAGCAGGCAAUCAAGGCAAGGGAGAGAAUAUUUGAAGGAAGAUUUCACUAGAGAAUGGAUCAAAGUGAAUGAGCAAGGUUACUGGUAAGCUAUUGUGUCAUUCUUUCGUUCUGGUAGUGCAUCCGAAAGAUGAUACAAGGGUGAAGAAGAAAAUAAAGCUAACAGUAGCAUUGCUUGAGAAAUCAAUAUAUUGUUCUCAGAAGAAGUUUACUUACUGGGAACACAAAAGCAAUGUAUUGAAAAGGAUUGAAAGCCAAGGAUAUCCCACCCUCAACUUUCUCACAAAACAACUCUUAAGAUGUAGAUAUACAAUAAAAAGGAAUGCUAGCCCUUAGUGCCCUUGAACUUUACAAACUACUACAUUAUUUGUGGGGUUAGAAUCUUCAUUUCCGUAUAUAUUCAUUCCUGAGCUUUUCAAUAUAAGUAUGGCAGGUGGGAUCUUUGGAACGGGAA
Messenger RNA from Macadamia integrifolia, 2058 nucleotides. RefSeq names its product protein DETOXIFICATION 14-like. Gene Ontology annotation, biological process: xenobiotic detoxification by transmembrane export across the plasma membrane. Gene Ontology annotation, molecular function: xenobiotic transmembrane transporter activity; antiporter activity. Lineage: Eukaryota; Viridiplantae; Streptophyta; Magnoliopsida; Proteales; Proteaceae. The record is from RefSeq and is a predicted model, not a curated record. Bases 244 to 1656 code for a protein of 470 amino acids. Gene Ontology annotation, cellular component: membrane. The transcript is spliced from 7 exons.